UGAAGAAAAAGCAGGAGCGUUUCAUCAGGUCUCAACUGUCAGAACGGUAGAAGAGUAGCAUCUACAAGGAGAAGAAAACCGAAAAACACGUAGCCUACACUCAAAGCAUCAUCAUUUUGGACACCAUGCAGGAGGACGGGAAGGUGGUGGACGGUGAUGCUAACGGGGUGGAGCCUGGCCCCCGGGGGCAGAAGGAGAGCCGGAAGUGGCAGAAGCCCAGGUUCACCCGCAAGGCCCUGAUGAAGUGCUGUCUGGUCAAGUGGAUCAUUGCCAGCACAGCGCCACAGGGGCCAGACAGCAGUGACAGUGACCUGGAGCUGUCCACAGUCCGACACCAGCCUGAGGGUCUGGAGCAGCUACAGGCCCAGACCAAGUUCACCAGGAAGGAGCUGCAGUCACUGUACAGGGGCUUUAAGAACGAGUGUCCCAGUGGACUGGUGGAUGAAGAAACAUUCAAGUCCAUCUAUUCUCAGUUCUUUCCCCAAGGAGAUGCCACUACGUACGCUCACUUCCUGUUCAAUGCGUUUGACAUGGACCGAAAUGGCUCCAUUCGCUUUGAGGACUUUGUGAUUGGACUGUCGGUGCUACUGAGGGGCUCAGUGACAGAGAAACUGAACUGGGCUUUCAACCUCUAUGACAUCAACAAGGAUGGGUACAUCACUAAAGAGGAGAUGCUGGCGAUCAUGAAGUCCAUCUACGACAUGAUGGGCAGAUACACCUACCCCUGCGUGCGAGACGACGCUCCGUUUGAACACGUGGAGAAGUUCUUCCAGAAAAUGGACCGGAACCGAGAUGGGGUGGUGACCAUUGAUGAGUUUAUCGAGACCUGUCAGAAGGAUGAGAACAUCAUGAGCUCCAUGCAACUCUUUGAAAAUGUUAUCUAGAGCAAACCGAAAAUCCAAAGCAGACGCUCCCCCACCUCCACCCCAAAACCGUGACAGUAAUCUCCCUCCCCGUCGUCCAGCACGAAACACGCACCCUGCUCUAGUACUUCCCGAAAGGGAAUGGAAGACACACAAUGGACAAUAGACUUUUUUUUAUAUGUAGGCUUUAGGCAAGGCACCUGCACAUGCAACCUUCCACAGCUCUAGAGGAAAAGAGCGCUGCACUUUGACCCAGUCCUUACUGUACAUAGGAAUGGAAACCAAAACUUCUGCUUCGAAGCUACAAGUGGAACAACGAGCAUUAUUCCUCAAACCUUCAGACCUCCCUGCCUCUUGCCUCUGUCUCCGGUGGACUUACAGGACAAUAGACAACAAAGAUAUAGUGAAUAUUUUCUCAAGUUGGAGUCGUAGGGAAUGAAAGGGGAUAAGAAGGAAAUGUAUUGGGUGUUUUUUUGUUUUGCUUUGAGAACUUCCACAGUCCACGAGGCCUACAAUUUAAGCACAGCUUCCUACUUUCCUCUCUCCCAUCAGGCACAAGCAGACUGAAGUAAUGAUCUCUGAAGAUUAGCUCUUCUUGGAAAGUGUGAAUGCAACAUUUUGUGGCAUGCUGGAGAUUAUCUAUUCGGUUGAUGAAAAAGCACACACCAGAAACGGAACAAAAAAAAAAGAAAAAGACGUUGAAUUAACUUUUGAAGAAAGUAAAGUAAUUUUUGCAUGUUUUUUUUCCUUGAAAACUUGUAAUUUGUGGUUUGCUUGGACAGAAACCUUGAGUAGAGAAGAAGACAUGGACCACACACAUUGUGGUGUGAAAUGGAGUAAACGUGAGAUUUUGGACUUUUGGAGUUUGCACCCCCGGUUGAUAGAUUAUUGUUUCGUUCUUCUGGUAAAACAGCAUUAAUGGAUUACAGAAUGGCUGUAAAAAUAAGCAUGAUCUGCUUAAUAUAGUUAUGCAGCAAACACCCUGGAGUUGUGUGUUAUAUACAGUGAUGGUUUGAAGACUUUUCAUUUUAAAGGUCCUAGUUCUUCCCAAAGGCUAUGUCCUAUUCUGACAUCAUCAUCAUCAUCAUCAUCAUCAUCAUCCAUGAAUCCAUGCUCUACUCCAUGUACUUAAAGACAGGAGAGCACCCACCCUCUAUCAAGGGGGGUGGGGGGGUCAAAUGGGAUGCCUUCUCUAGCCACCCCCCGUUGACAUAAGAAGACACCAUUGAUUGUGUGACACUGGCCCUCUAUGUCUGUAGCAUGUGAAAACUGCAGACUGUUCCUAAUAGCUGUUAUAGUUUCAAAACAUUAAAAGAAAAUGCA
Conger conger (European conger) is the source of this 2186-nucleotide messenger RNA. RefSeq names its product calsenilin-like. The record is from RefSeq and is a predicted model, not a curated record. Gene Ontology annotation, biological process: regulation of potassium ion transmembrane transport; negative regulation of transcription by RNA polymerase II. Gene Ontology annotation, molecular function: calcium ion binding; DNA-binding transcription repressor activity, RNA polymerase II-specific; RNA polymerase II cis-regulatory region sequence-specific DNA binding. Lineage: Eukaryota; Metazoa; Chordata; Actinopteri; Anguilliformes; Congridae. Gene Ontology annotation, cellular component: voltage-gated potassium channel complex; nucleus. The transcript is spliced from 9 exons. The coding region runs from base 126 to 884 and encodes 252 amino acids.